This is a messenger RNA of Bacillus rossius redtenbacheri, 4659 nucleotides long. RefSeq names its product 116 kDa U5 small nuclear ribonucleoprotein component. Lineage: Eukaryota; Metazoa; Arthropoda; Insecta; Phasmatodea; Bacillidae. The record is from RefSeq and is a predicted model, not a curated record. The transcript has 18 exons. Gene Ontology annotation, biological process: mRNA splicing, via spliceosome. Bases 214 to 3120 code for a protein of 968 amino acids. Gene Ontology annotation, molecular function: U5 snRNA binding; GTP binding; GTPase activity. Gene Ontology annotation, cellular component: U2-type catalytic step 2 spliceosome; cytosol; U4/U6 x U5 tri-snRNP complex.
UUUUCCAACAACAAUGUUUGAUUUCUAUGUGAUAGGCGGCAUAUAUGUUAAUGUUUGAAGUGUUUAAUUUUUUCUCAUCUAAUAACAACACCUGUGUUAACUUACGUUUCUAACAGGCUCCGAGAUGGACCUGAACUGGUGAAGGUGGGAUCACGUCCGGCAAGGAGCGAGUGGUGCAGGCGACCCCGGCAGCGUGAGUGAAGGGCCGCAGCGAUGGACGCCGACCUCUACGACGAGUUCGGGAACUACAUCGGUCCCGAGCUCGAGUCCGACGACGAGGAAGAAGACUCCUACGAGGUUCACGAGCCAGACACGCACGAGUACGAUGACGAGGAGCAGGAGGAGGAGGAGGCAGCGCCUAUGGCCGUGGUGCUGCAUGAGGACAAGCGUUACUACCCGGCCGCGCUGGAGGUGUACGGCCCGGAAGUGGAGACCAUCGUGCAAGAGGAGGACAACCAGGCGCUAGCGGUGCCGCUGGUGGCGCCCGUCAAGAAAACCAAGUUCCAGCUGCGAGAGCAGCAGCUACCGGCCACCACCUACAGCAUGGAGUUCCUGGCGGACAUGAUGGACAACCAUCACCUGAUCCGCAGCGUAGCUCUCGUCGGACAUCUGCACCACGGGAAGACGACGUUCGUGGAUUGCCUGGUGCGCCAGACUCACCCGGGCCUUCGCGCCCCCGACGAGCGCCCGCUCCGGUACACCGACACCUUGUUCACGGAGCAGGAGCGAGGGGUGUCCAUCAAGGCCAUCCCGGUCACGCUGGUGCUGCAGGACGUGCGCAACAAGAGCUACCUGCUCAACGUGUUCGACACUCCAGGUCACGUGAACUUCUCGGACGAGGUGACGGCCGCGCAGAGGAUCUGUGACGGAGUCGUGCUGUUCGUGGACGCGGCGGAAGGCGUGAUGCUCAACACGGAGAGACUGCUGAAGCACGCAGUGCAGGAAAAGUUGGCAGUUACUAUCUGCAUUAAUAAAAUUGACCGGUUGAUGGUGGAGCUGAAGUUGCCUCCACAAGACGCCUACUACAAGCUACGGCAUAUCGUUGAAGAAAUAAACGGCCUCCUCAGCUUGUACGCAGACGAGGAGAACGUGCCGCUGGUGUCUCCCAUCCUGGGCAACGUGUGCUUCGCAAGCUCUCAGUAUGCAGUCUGCUUCACCCUGCGCUCGUUCGCCAACAUCUACGCGCAGUCCUACCCCGGGGUCAACGUGCGGGAGUUUGCCCGCCGCCUCUGGGGCGACAUCUACUUCAACAGCAAGACGAGACGCUUCUCCAAGAAGCCGCCUCACGGGUCUGCACAGCGCAGCUUCGUCGAGUUCAUUCUCGAACCCCUCUACAAGAUAUUUGCUCAGGUGGUGGGCGAUGUGGACUCCACACUGCCGGCCGUGCUGGAGGAACUGGGCGUGAAGCUGACGAAGGAGGAGAUGAAACUGAACAUACGCCCGCUGCUGCGUCUGGUCUGCACCAAGUUCCUGGGAGACUUCACCGGCUUCGUGGAGAUGUGCGUGGAGCACAUUCCCUCGCCGGCAGACAGCGCCCGUCUCAAGGUGCAGCACAUCUACACCGGGCCCCUGGACUCCAAGCUGGCCGAGGACAUGUGUGCCUGCUCGCCCGACGGCCGGCUGAUGGUGCACAGCACCAAGAUGUACCCCACGGAGGAGUGCACCUUCUUCCAGGUGCUAGCGCGUGUCAUGAGCGGCACGCUCAGCGCGGGUCAGGAGGUGCGUGUGCUGGGGGAGAACUACUCUCUGUCGGACGAGGAGGACUCUCGCAUCCUCACCGUGGGACGUCUCUGGGUCUACGAGGCGCGGUACAAAGUGGAGGUGAGUCGCGUGCCGGCCGGCAACUGGGUCCUGAUUGAGGGCAUCGAUCAGCCGAUCGUCAAGACUUCCACCAUCACCGACAUCAACAUCUACGACGAUUUGUACAUCUUCCGACCCCUUAAAUUCAACACUCAGUCCGUCAUCAAGAUAGCAGUGGAGCCGGUGAACCCCUCGGAGCUGCCCAAGAUGCUGGACGGGCUGCGCAAGGUGAACAAGUCGUACCCGCUGCUCGCGACGCGCGUGGAGGAGUCGGGGGAGCACGUGGUGCUGGGCACGGGAGAGCUGUACCUCGACUGUGUCAUGCACGACCUGCGCAGGAUGUACUCCGAGAUCGACAUCAAAGUAGCAGAUCCGGUGGUGGCCUUCUGCGAGACGGUGGUGGAGACGUCUUCCCUCAAGUGCUUUGCCGAGACGCCGAACAAGAAGAACAAGAUCACCAUGAUCGCCGAGCCGUUGGAGAAGGGCCUCGCGGAGGACAUCGAGAAUGAAGUCGUCCAGAUCUCGUGGAACAAGAAGCGGCUGGGAGAGUUCUUCCAGACCAAGUACGACUGGGACUUGCUUGCGGCGCGCUCCAUCUGGGCGUUCGGGCCGGACGUCACGGGCCCCAACAUCCUGGUGGACGACACGCUGCCGUCGGAGGUGGACAAGGGCCUGCUGGGCUCCGUGAAGGACUCCAUCGUCCAGGGCUUCCAGUGGGGCACUCGCGAGGGUCCCCUGUGCGAGGAGCCUAUCCGCAACGUCAAGUUCAAGAUCCUGGACGCGGUGAUAGCCCAGGAGCCCCUGCAUCGUGGUGGGGGCCAGAUCAUCCCGACGUCGCGCCGCGUGGCGUACUCUGCCUUCCUGAUGGCCACGCCACGCCUCAUGGAGCCCUACUUGUUCGUGGAGGUGCAGGCCCCGGCCGACUGCGUGUCUGCCGUCUACACCGUGCUGGCCAAGCGCAGGGGCCACGUGACGCAGGACGCACCGGUGCCUGGCUCCCCCCUGUACACCAUCAAGGCCUUCAUCCCGGCCAUCGACUCGUUCGGCUUCGAGACGGACCUGCGCACCCACACGCAGGGCCAGGCCUUCUGCCUGUCCGUCUUCCACCACUGGCAGAUCGUGCCGGGAGACCCCCUGGACAAGAGCAUAGUGAUCCGCCCCCUGGAGCCGCAGCCCGCCACGCACCUGGCGCGGGAGUUCAUGAUCAAGACGCGUCGGCGCAAGGGCCUGAGCGAGGACGUGUCCAUCAACAAGUUCUUCGACGACCCCAUGUUGCUGGAGCUGGCGCGGCAGGAUGUGCUGCUCAACUACCCGCUGUAGCGUUCCAAUACCGUUCGUGUGUCUCUGUUUGGAAAAACUAGCGAUAUAAUCAUGUGCAUAAAAGUGAUGAGAUGCUACAGGCACACUCUCUGCCUCCCAGCUGUAGGGAGACUGGCGAGGAAGCUGGUUUUCAGUGAUCACACCCAGCACAACCUCCCUUCUAAUCCGCCCUUCCAAUCAACUCUGCCGGUACAAACCUUGGCCUUGUUUCGCAAAUAAAAAAAUCCUUUUUGGCUCGGCAUACAGACGCAGUAGAUUUCAAAGUUAAUAUUUAUUUUGGAACAUUCUGGAACUUUAGGAAAAUUCUAGAAAUUACUUGGACAUUGUGGUAACUUUAUGUUCAAAGCACCCUACAUGUUUUCCUAUCCGCUGCAGUUAAAGUUUUGAGCGGGUUUUUUUUUUCUUCUUCUCAAUACUUCUAGUAUUUUGAUGUCUAGUAUUUCUGGAAUACUCUCGAUAAAGGCCACAGUAUCUUAGUCGAGGAACAAUGAGGCCCUAUAAUGUUAGAGCCUCGUUUGAGAGCGUAGCUACUGACACUGCUGGGCAAUUUCCCAGGACUGGUGGCCAAUGAUUAUUUCACUAAGUGGCCAGAGACUUGUGUAUUCCUAACCAGGAAGCCACUGCUGUGGCGUACGUACAAGUCAACCUCAUUUGCAGAUUCAGAGUACCGAUGAAGCUGCACUUAGACCAAAACCACUAUUUUGAUUUGACUAUAUUCUAGCGCUAUCCAUGACUGCUGGUGAUGUGUUUGGACAGGAGUAGAGGCUACCCUGUCACAUCAAGUAAGGGCAUUCUCGCUCCACCGACUAUGACAAUCAUCUUGAGGAGCAUAUGACAUUCAUACACAUGUGACCUUGUGUAAGGUCACGUUAUGCCUUGUUUUAAUGUAUUUAUGCCGAAAACAUUUAAGGAUGUGAUAAAAUUAUAAUUAACCUUACCUGUAACCGGUGUAGGGAAAACAAAAUGUCUUCGAGUCCUAGAUAGGGUAGUGCUGUGUGCUGCAGAAAUCACAUCACAUUCAGCAAACACCAUAAAUAUGAGUAGAAGUUUGAGUAAACGUUUUCCUGUCAAGUGUCAACAUAACCACAUGAACUCAGGGGUACCAACCGGGCAUGUCAAGCUUAGUAAAAGAGAAGAGUAUGAGUGGAAGCCUCGUCCGUAUAUUGAUGGUUCGGACUAUGGUGGAUAAUGUAAUCAUCUGUAAUGUUCUGUAUUCCUAGAAGAUUGAGUAAUUGAGGGGCAAUAGGAGGGAAGGGCAUGUAUACUCGGGGUCGUGGUAGUUUUGGAGACAAGACAGCAAGGAGAACGACAAUGCCGACAGUGUUAGAAAGUUGUUUGGACAGCUAACUGUUAAAGUGGUUAAAUUUCUGUGAUGGUUAGUAAGAAAUUGUAUGUCUAAAUUUAUGCUAUUGUGGUGUAACUUUACUUAGAGCAUAUGAUCCUGUCAUGGACUUGUCUUUGUAUGAGGCACGUAGUUAAAUGUGUUUGUGAUGCAAAACUGUACUAUAACCAAAAUAAAUUUCAUUUUGUAAAUUUUAA